GAAGGCGUUUGUUCACGUGUGUUCCAGAAGAUUCGCCGACAUAAUAUAUUGGCGAGGAAGGCUAGGCUCAUAUCUGAGAGUGAUAUAUUACGAAAACUAGAUCUACAGCAAGCGACAGAAUCCCGUCAAUUCUGAUUUUUUUAUUAUUCAACUCACAGAAAUUGUUUUGGUGAUUGAUUGACUAAAAAUGUCUGUUGUGGGCUUCGAUCUGGGAUGCCUCACCUGUUUUGUUGGAGUGGCGCGGGCAGGAGGCAUCGAAACCAUCGCAAACGAAUAUAGCGACCGAUGUACCCCAGCCUAUGUGUCAAUGAACGAGAAGAAUCGCUGCAUGGGGGUGUCCGCCAAAAAUCAGAACACAACCAACUUAAAGAACACAGUAUCUUGCUUUAAGCGCUUGAUAGGACGGAAAUUUAACGACCCUUUGGUACAGGAGGAGUUAAAAUCUUACUUCAAACCAUACGAGGUCGUGGAGGGGCCAGGGGGAGAAAUUUUAGUACAGGUGAAUUAUAUGGGAGAGAAACAGUCCUUCACACCAACACAGUUGACUGCCAUGUUACUGACCAAGUUGAGAGAGACCUCUGAGGCAGCCCUGAAAACGAAAGUUGUUGAUGUUGUGGUAUCGGUUCCAGCAUUUUUCACAGAUAUUGAGCGUCGGGCAAUGUUGGAUGCAUGUCAAGUGGCUGGUCUGAAUUGUCUGAAGGUCAUGAGUGACACCACAGCAGCAUCAUUGGCAUAUGGUAUAUACAAACAGGACUUACCAGCAGAAACAGAGAAGGCCCGCACUGUUGUGUUUGUAGACAUGGGGUAUUGUUCUACACAGGUGGCAGCUGUGGCCUUCAACAAGGGUAAACUAAAGGUCUUGGGAGUGGAAAGUGAUCGUAAACUAGGAGGUAGAGAUUUUGACAAUGAACUAGUGCGCUACUUUGUGGAUGAUUUCAAGACACGGUUUAAAGUUGAUGCAAUGACACGUCCCAAAGCCCUUGUCAGACUGACACAGGAGUGUGAGAAGCUGAAGAAAUUGAUGAGCGCCAACUCAACACCUAUCCCCAUCAAUAUUGAGUGCUUUAUGGAUGACAAAGAUGUCAGUGGCAGGAUGGAUAGGGAAAAGUUUGAGGAGCUGACAAAACAUUUGAUGGUUAAAGCAGAGGUACUAUUUAAAGCCCUUUUACAAAACACAAAACUAUCUCAGAAUGAUAUCUACUCCGUGGAGAUUGUUGGGGGCAGCUCCAGAAUACCUGCCAUAAAGGGUAUGGUUCAACAAGUGUUUGCUAAGGAGCCAAGUACAACACUAAAUGCUGAUGAAGCAGUGGCUAGAGGGUGUGCCCUUCAGUGUGCAAUUCUUUCACCAACGUUCCGUGUUCGAGAUUUCUCCAUUGUUGAAGCACAGCCCUAUCCGAUCACACUGAGCUGGGAGGGUAAUAUGGAGGAUGAUAAUACACUGGAAGUGUUCCCCAAAUUUCACCAGAUUCCAUUUGCCAAGAUGAUGACAUUUUAUCGUAAGGAACCAUUCCAGCUAGAAUCCUUCUACACACAUGCUAAAGAUGUACCAAUUCCUGACCCACAUAUUGGCAGUUUCAAUGUAAAAAAUGUAGCACCUCAAAAAGAUGGGUCAUGUUCAAAGGUCAAAGUUAAGGUCAGGAUCAAUAACCAUGGAGUCUUCACAGUAUCUUCAGCCUCAAUGACUGAGAAAUUGGAGGAUGAUGCCCAGGGUGAUCAAAACGGCCUGGAGGCCAUGGAAACAGACUCAACGGAAAAGAAGUCUGAGGAUAAUGGACAAGGAGAUCCCCAACCACCGAGCAAUUCAGAUUCACAAACAUCAGAAGAGACACCAAUGCAAACAGACCAAGAUCAACAGAAUAGUGAACAGUCAACAGAAAAGAAGGAAGAGAAAACAGCAGAAAAGGAAGAAAAGAAGAAGAAGAAGAAAACCGUUAAAGUGGUAGAUUUACCGAUUGAGUCGAAGGUUCCUCAGAUGUCUAAAGAACAGUUACACCUUCUGGUUGAGAGAGAGAACCAGAUGAUUAUGCAGGAUAAGUUGGAAAUGGAACGAUCACAUGCAAAGAAUGCAGUUGAGGAAUAUGUGUAUGAUCUUCGUGACAAACUUUAUUCUCAGCUUGAAGAGUUCGCUAAGGAGGAGGAGCGUGCUGCAUUCAGCAAGAGUCUUAGUGAAACCGAGGACUGGCUCUAUGAUGAAGGAGAGGAUCAGUUAAAACAGGUGUACAUCGACAAACUUGCAGAACUCAAGAAAAUGGGAAAUCCAAUCCAGGAAAGAUUUAGUGAAUUCCAAGAACGGCCACAGGCAUUUGAGGAGUUUGGAAAGGCAGUCAUGUUAGUACGAAAGUUUCUGGACCUUUGUGCCCAAAAGGACGAGAAAUACAGUCACAUAGAAACCAAGGAUGUAGACAAAGUGGCUAAAUGUUUAAAAGAGAAGGAGGAGUGGUACAACACUAAACUUAACCAACAGAAUGCCCUUAAAACAUACGAAAAACCUAUAGUGCUGGUCUCACAGAUAUGUCAGGAAAAACAGUUAUUGGAAAACACAUGCAAUCCAAUCAUGAACAAGACGAAGCCGAAGCCAAAAGAAGAACCUCCCAAGGAUGACAAGAAGGAAAAGAAGAGUGAAAAGGAAACGCCCACCGAGAACGCCCAGCCUGAACAGACAGCUGAAUCAUCUGAGGCCCCAAAAGUGGACAUGGAUGUGGAUUGAUGGAGGAUUUGUUAGAUUUCUUGUUAUAAUGAGGACUGCUUUGGCAGCAACUGUGGGAUCAUGAAAAGUGAGGGCCACAUCAGUCCUCUCUCUGCUUUGCAUGAUUAAAUAUUGAUGCUGGAUAUGAUAGGAAGUGCUAAUAUAUGUAAAUAUACAAGGUUCUUCUCAAUUACCUGAUGUGGCUAUUGGAGUAGUCUUACUGAGGUAUGGAACGCUGACAAAUUCUCUACAGAGCGUAGAGCCUUACUGAUCAAAGCUUAUAGGAGGGGUCGGAUGUUAUUACAAUACAGGGAUCAUUUAAUCAGUGAAUGCCUCCACAGUGUCCCAGUCAACAGCACUUCAGUGUUCAUUUGCUGCUGUUCAGUGACAAUUAUGUGAAUGUUAUAUAAUCAUGUCCACUGAUGUUAAGUACCAUUGAAGUCUCACAGCAAGGACAGUAAUAUUGUGUAUUAAUGGUCAUUCCUGUGAUCAGACAUUGAUCACAUACAUUCAUAGACAUUGCGGGAGAUGUUAUAAUGAUUAAUGCUGUCUUCUUGUAACUUCAUGUUGUUCCGUCAUUCUUUCACUACUGUUCAAGCUAAGCUGUUCCCUGUAUAAAACAUAUCUAACACAAUCUACCAAACUUGUCAGAACUCGUGUCUCGGUGUAAGAUUUCAGUUAAUACUUUACAUGCCGUAUUCAUUUGACAGUAUAGAAAUAAUAAGGGUGAUUGUUGAUUCUUUUCAGAUAAAAAAAAAAAGGCAAUGAGAGAAAAUUUGUAUUGAGGAUAGAACAUUUGGACCAGAAACUGGAUUGAGCCAAUGACAAGAUCAAAUAUCAUUCAUAUUUCUAGUCAAGAUCCAAAGGGAGUAAUUCCAUGCCUGCUUGAAGCUAGUCUUUUUAUAGCCAACUUUAACAUAUCAGAAUCAGUUUAGUCCUAUUUUUUUAUUUCUUUAAAAAAAAAAGGUUUAAAAUUGUUUUUUAGUUAAGGUGAUAUUUUGGUUUUGUUUAUCAUACAAGUAGUACGAUGUCCACAGGCUUGUUUGUUGAUAAGGCAGUCCAAUUGAGACUUUUGAUAUUAACUGAAGGAAGGUUGUUUGUAUCUGUUGACUAUAGGAUUAUUGUACUAUGCUUCCAAUAGAAGUAAUGUUAAGGAGCCUCUUUAUGGAUUAAACAGUAUUUGUCAACCUUUCGGUACACAAUUUAAAUGUUAGGUACAAUUAGCACUUGUCUCCUAUCCUUAUGGCUAAACCCUGAGGUCACUCUGUUGUACAAUUAACCUAUAUUAGGUACGAUUGGCACUACUCUGCUCUUCUUAUGGACAAACCCUUACGUCACACUGUUGUAGGAUUGACCUAUAUUAGGUAGGAUUGGCACUAGACUCCUCAUGGAUAAACCCAGAGGUCACACUGAUUGACCUGUGUUAGAUGCGGUUCACACUAGUCUCCGCUAGUACGGAAUCGUCUGCGCACUAUUUAUUUCGGUAUGUACAUUUCAUGUGGUUUAUAUGAUUCACAUUGAUCAAUUGUGAUGAAUGUGUCUGCAAAAUAAAAGAUGAAAAUUUUAUGUUAAA
Ylistrum balloti is the source of this 4259-nucleotide messenger RNA. Its product is annotated as heat shock 70 kDa protein 4-like. Gene Ontology annotation, molecular function: ATP-dependent protein folding chaperone; ATP binding. Gene Ontology annotation, biological process: protein folding. Gene Ontology annotation, cellular component: nucleus; cytosol. Bases 188 to 2707 code for a protein of 839 amino acids. The record is from RefSeq and is a predicted model, not a curated record. The transcript has 18 exons. Lineage: Eukaryota; Metazoa; Mollusca; Bivalvia; Pectinida; Pectinidae.